Molecule: messenger RNA, 1706 nt
Organism: Brassicogethes aeneus
Lineage: Eukaryota; Metazoa; Arthropoda; Insecta; Coleoptera; Nitidulidae
Source: the annotation of a GenBank genome assembly
UGCAUAAUUAUUUAUAAAUAAAUUUUACCAUGAUAUUUCUUCCUCUAAACGUGUUAUUGGACAUUCUUGUUUUGGUUUUAUAAUGACAAAGAAAUCGUGAAUUGGAAAAAUAUGAAUAAUUAAAAACCAAUUGUUUCUUACUUAAUCGUUUCUGACUCUCUAAAUCUAAUUUUCGUAUAGCAGGUUCUGUGUAAAAUGGUGUCUUUAUGCCCAAAACAUUCCAUCUAUUUUGUGUUAAUAACCUUCUGCGUUUUGAGUGGAAUUACCUGUCAAUUAAAACCUUCACCAUGCCCGGAUAUGUUCAGAUAUUUACCGAAAAAUCCUUCGGAAACGAACCGUUGGUAUGGUGAACUGAACGUUGUUUCAGAUGUCGAUCUUAUCGAUGGUGUUUUCAUGGUUCUUAUCUUGGAUAAACCUAGCAUACAAUUGGGGUCCUCUUUUGGUAAUGAAGUUAUUAAAAAAGGCGCAAAGGAAUACCUUCUAAGAAACUUUGGAUUCCAACUUGAUGCUGGCAAGCCUUUGAAAAUACAAAUAUUCGUAGACUAUAAUGAGUUCGGUGAACCACCGAACUUUGAAGGAUUUAGGUUAAAUGCUGUACCCUGGUGUCCUUCACUACCAAAAACCACGACUCCAAUUACUUUUAAACUAAGCGAAGAUUUUACCCCUAACCUUAAUAUUCCCCAACAAAACCAAAAUAUAAACUUGACCCCAAGCAACAGUAACAAUGAUAAACCAAUCUUCAACAGCAACCGAUUUGGUGAUAGAGAAAAUGACCUCGCAAAAAAAGAACUAUUGGACACAUUAAUAAAAGAAGUUGGGUUCGUGAUACCGAAAAACAAGCCCACCAAGAAGGAAAAUCGAAAAGGAAACGAAAAUCAAUGCGGGCAAGCUGAAAAUAUCAAUUAUAAUCGAAGACCGGCCCAAAAAGGUGAGUUACCAUGGCAUGCCAAUAUAUUACGAACAUCAGCCGACACGCCUCGAGAAUAUUUUAUAUGUGGAGGCACCCUUAUUUCCGAAAGGCACGUUUUGACCUCAGCUCAUUGCGUGGAUGAUGUGGUAGAAGGCAAUUUAAUCGUGUCAUUAGGUUCUGUCAUGCUUUUUGAACAAAACGAGGACGUUCAAAACAGAUUUGUUGAAAAAAUCGACGUUCAUGAAGACUACAAUACUGGCGGUAAUUUGGCAAACAAUAUAGCAAUUUUAACCCUUACAAGGCCGGUACAAAUUGGGAAGAAUGUGAAGCCCAUUUGUCUUUGGAGUCAGUCCUCGGAUAUACGUAUCGUUGAAAAUAAAAUGGGUGUUCUCCCUGGAUAUGGCUUAUUGAAUCUAAACAAUAUUUCUUCAAAUUUAUUAAAAUCAGAAGUCGCUGUAGAAGCCAAUAAAAAUUGCCUGAGUUGGUAUUUCAAUGACCCCAGCUUUUAUAAUGGACAAAUGUUUUGCGGCAAAUACAAAGACGACACGAAUGCCUGCAACAAUGACGCUGGCGACGGUUUGGUAUUCAGAAGAAAAAUAUCCGAUAACUUUUACGUUUGGGAGCUAAAGGGCGUAUUAUUGUUCACAUCAGAAAAAGAUUUCCGCAAUUGUUCACAUUCCAGCAGCUUAAUUUUUACAGACGUUGCCAAAUACACCAGCUGGAUUAUUAACAGGAUGAACAAAUUUUGAAGAAUACAUGUUUUAUAAUUUACAUUUUAAAAAUAAACUAUAUAAAA